AUCCGGAGAGUAAAGUUCAAAGUCGCAACCGCGCGGGACCGAAAUGCUUUGCUGUGUACGUACUCUUAGUGGCUUGUGGGUCAAUUUUAAUAAAGUUGAGACGGUAUGUAAUACUGCGAGGAAAGAUGAUGCUAGAGGGGAAAAUGAGACCGGAGAAGGAUGUCGCGAUGGUCCGCAACAUGACAGGCAGGACUCUCGCCGCUCGAGCCGCCCGACCGGGUUCACGACCCGGAGUGUACUUGUUGCGUAUGUAGGUUUAUGGUGAAACAAUGCUUGACAUGGCCGUAGUCAUACCCGAGGGGUUCUCCAACUACGUUCUCAUCCUCGCCGAUGGGUUGGUUGGCUCUGCGGGUUUGCUCUCGUUCAGAGACUCGGAACACCCCAGCCUCACCUCCGUCCUCGCCGGCGGGGAGUCGGAGCAGGGAACGCAAGAAUGGGACGCACCAUGGUCACUUUUGGUUGGGUCGAGUGGGGAUGUGCACCUCCGUGAUAGCACUACUAUCGGCUUUCUCGCGCGCUAUCGAGGCAGGAGACGACGGGGGUGUCAGAAAUUGAUGCAGGUCGCUGCCGAGGGCAGGACAAUGCAUUGCAACUAUCGUAUCCCGGAUAUUGUUGCAUGCCGGCCGAAGCACCUCAAAGGAGGUCAGCGGUUGGAGAAACGCACCGUGUUCUCCUCAGAUAGCAGAUAG
Messenger RNA from Chaetomium fimeti, 689 nucleotides. RefSeq lists its product as uncharacterized. Bases 270 to 689 code for a protein of 139 amino acids. The transcript has a single exon. NCBI's taxonomy places the organism in Eukaryota, Fungi, Ascomycota, Sordariomycetes, Sordariales, Chaetomiaceae. The record is from RefSeq and is a predicted model, not a curated record.